GUAAACACGCUGCUAACUGUCGUACUUUGCUUAGCUGCAGCCCAACCUGUCACACACACGGUAGCUUCAUUGAAAUUUAAUUUGCAAACGCUGCUGCAGAAAUACCAAUGGCAGACGAGGAGAAGUUACCUGGUGGAUGGGAGAAAAGAAUGAGCCGCAGUUCAGGAAAAGUCUACUACUUCAACCACAUCACCAACGCCAGCCAGUGGGAACGUCCGGUGGGAGAUGGCCGUGGAGAGCCAGACAAGGUACGCUGCUCUCACCUCCUGGUGAAGCACAGUCAGUCACGUCGUCCAUCUUCUUGGCGAGAACAAACUAUCACACGAACUAAAGACGAGGCCCUGGAGCUCAUUCAGAAGUAUAUAGAAGACAUCAAGUCUGGAGAGGAGAAGUUUGAGUCCCUGGCUUCUCAGUUCAGCGACUGCAGCUCAGCUAAGAAUGGUGGAGAUCUGGGAUUAUUUGGCAAAGGUCAAAUGCAGAAGCCUUUUGAAGAUGCCUCCUUUGCUCUCAAAGUGGGAGACAUGAGCGGUCCUGUUUUUACUGAAUCUGGAGUCCACAUCAUCCUACGUACUGGUUGACAGGAAGAAGCCACAUACUUUACUUUCCUCUCAAGUCUUCACACACACACACAGUCCAACCCAACCUGACCCGAUUUAUUUUAAUGAUCCACACCACCCAAUAAACAAGAGUUUAAUGGGAUCAUUUUGUUCCAAGCACUAUCGGACAUGUACGAACAAUUAAAUCACACUGAACAUCAAGGAGUAUCGCAGAUUAUUCCUGUGAGACCUCAAGCUUUUAUUAACCCUGGCAAUACCAUUAUAUAAAAACAUGAGUGCCUGUGACUCUGUUGAAGUGAUUCCUCCCGUGGAAACAGUUUCAUGUGAUGCGCGAUGUUUGAAAGUGCGUCUGUAAAAGCUUGUUUUUGUAUGUGCAUGUCUUCAAAAAAGGACCAUUUACUGUAUGUUUCCCUGUAACCUUUUCCAUUUCUACUGUAUGUGUGCCUGAACAGAUCCUCGAUCUUGUUUUGGAAAAUGGAUUCGUAAGAUGUUUAAAAUAUUUACAUAUACAGUAUACAUCCAAUACAUUGCAGUUUGAGAAAGUGCUGUUAUUCUGAGUUCUCUACAUUUCGCAUUGAUUUGAGUUCGUUAUCCUUUGCAGAUAUCCAGUAAGAAACGAUCAUUUGUUGUCAUAAUCCACUUUGAAAAGUGCAUGUGUCCUCUCCCUUAGGAUAUGCAAAGAUAAAGAUGGCACAGUUGAAAACUUCCAGGUUUUAACAAUCAGCUCUGCAGCUUUUAAAAUCAUCAAAGUUCAGAUGACCUGUAACACCGUCAUUAUUCAGAGUUUUUCCUGCAUCAAUAAAAAUAUCUUUUUAUAAG
Molecule: messenger RNA, 1376 nt
Organism: Anarrhichthys ocellatus (wolf-eel)
Lineage: Eukaryota; Metazoa; Chordata; Actinopteri; Perciformes; Anarhichadidae
Gene: pin1
Product: peptidylprolyl cis/trans isomerase, NIMA-interacting 1
Exons: 5
Coding region: 108-578 (156 amino acids)
Cellular component (GO): cytosol; nucleus
Molecular function (GO): peptidyl-prolyl cis-trans isomerase activity; protein binding
Source: RefSeq, a predicted model, not a curated record